GCAAUACGAAGUUUAUCGUUAACUGUCUCUUUAAAUCGACCGAGACGGAGGUCAGUAUUUGGCAGGAAGUUAGCUAGCAGCUAACAGGAAGCCGAAUUCUGAGGACUCAUUGAGGCGCAGGAAUUGGCAAAGAGCAACGAGUCCGGCAUUGGUCGUUACAACUCCCCCUGAAACAGCAUCAUCAUCGUCUUCAUCUUCCUCACCGCAGGAGGAACAAGCAGCCAGCCACCUGUGUUUGAAGACGGAAGCCGCUAUGUCUUCAGCGGUGGAUCUCAAGACUAAAGAGGAGAAGGAUGCCGAGUUGGACAGACGGAUCGAAGCCCUGAGGAAGAAGAAUGAAGCUCUGGUCAAGAGGUAUCAGGAAAUUGAAGAAGACAAGAAGAAAGCAGAGCAGGAGGGCAUCGCCGUGACAACCCAGCGUAAACCCCGCCCACACGAGCCGGAGGCGGACAGGAGGAAGACGGAGAAAGAGAACUUCACCGUCACAGUCGACCUCUCUGAGCAGACAGGGGACAAGAGAGUCGUAAACGAUUGGAAACCUGUAACGCCUCGAGCUCGGAUGACCUCAGAGGAGAGUGAUGCCCAGCGAUGGCCCAGUGACGCCCAGCGACGGCCCAACGAGGGCCACCGGGGGCCUAGCGAGGGCCAACGGGGGCCUAGCAAGGGCCACCGCCGUGGGCCCGAUGAGGGCCAACGAGGGCAGAGCGACGGGCACAGAGAGCCAGAUGACAGCCCCCAAGGAGGUCCCAGUGAAGGCCAGCGGCGGCCAAACAGCGAGCACAGCCCCCAGAGGAAGACGGGGUCAGGACGAAUGAGUCGGGGAGGUCAGAGAGGGGGUCGCCAGGAGAGGAGAGAAUGGGAGCCCAGAACACCAAGAGAGGGAGAACCUGGGGAGACGGGAGGACCGGGACGCAGAGGAGGGAGGAGAGGAAGAGGAGGAGAAGGAAGGGGGAGGGGGGGAGGAGAAGGAACACCAGGUGGGACACCAGGUGGGACACCAGGUGGGACACCAGGUGGGACACCAGGUGGGACACCAGGUGGCCCAGACAGGAAAUCCAAGGAGUGGGAGGAGAAGAGGAGACAGAACAUUGAGAAGAUGAACGAAGAAAUGGAGAAAAUAGCAGAAUAUGAGAGAGGACAGCAG
Notothenia coriiceps (black rockcod) is the source of this 1144-nucleotide messenger RNA. Its product is annotated as coiled-coil domain-containing protein 9. The transcript has 6 exons. The annotation marks the transcript as partial. NCBI's taxonomy places the organism in Eukaryota, Metazoa, Chordata, Actinopteri, Perciformes, Nototheniidae. The record is from RefSeq and is a predicted model, not a curated record.